Messenger RNA from Osmia bicornis bicornis, 4000 nucleotides. RefSeq names its product nischarin. The transcript has 3 exons. The coding region runs from base 307 to 1713 and encodes 468 amino acids. The record is from RefSeq and is a predicted model, not a curated record. Gene Ontology annotation, cellular component: cytoplasm. Gene Ontology annotation, molecular function: protein kinase binding; phosphatidylinositol binding; integrin binding. Lineage: Eukaryota; Metazoa; Arthropoda; Insecta; Hymenoptera; Megachilidae.
UGCUAAGUUUGAUCGCAAGGUGGAGGCACGGUAUACGUUUUGUCUGCACAAAGUACUGUCAAAGAUGAACAUUCGUUCCGUAAAAUCGCGUUGGAUUCCGAGUGAAGGACUGGUAAUAAAAGCAGCACGGUAGAUUCGCGAAGAGUACGAUGCACCGAACGGAUAAGAGGCGUUUCUCCCUCUGAUGAAAAACAGUCGAUAUUGACAGCUCACGCCCCGAUCCAGGAUAACCUCUCGGCCCGAUCGACAAGAGUGACAACUCUUGCCACGUCCAAACUAGACGAUUAUCAGAAACGCAACGAAAGUAUGGCGUGUCUUUUAUUGAAUCAGGAGAACGUGCACAUAAAAAUACCCUCGGCUGACACCGUUGACGGUGUUACAUAUUAUUGCAUCGAGGUUAGGAUUGCUUCGAUCAAGUGGACCGUAAAGCACAGGUACAAUGAUUUUGCUGAACUUCACGACAAGCUUGUUUCUGAGAACUAUGUUAAAAAAGAUAUAUUACCGCCAAAGAAACUCAUCGGCAAUAAAUGCGAAGCUUUUGUAGAAAAACGUAGGCAAAGUCUAGAGAUCUACUUGAACAUAGUUUAUAAUUAUUUAAAGAAAGCAAUGCCCAGAGAAUUGGCUGUAUUUCUAGAUAUGCACAUAUACGAUAUAUUUUUCCUACUACAGAGCAUGGCUUUGGAAUUUUUCACAGAAGGUGACUCUUUGUUACAAAAGUCCAAGAGUUACAAAUUCAAUCCAGUACAGCUGUAUGCGAUCAGUGAAAGAUUAAAGCAGCCUUGUCCACCGUUAGAAGUUGUUGACAAAAAGUAUGAUUUUAGUCAUGUUUUGGAUUUCAAUUCUCAUUUAUCUGGCCUGGUGAUCGAAGGAAGUUCAGACCCUUACAGGACCAGCAACAUUUAUACAUCUGCUCUCUCAAUCGACUUGUCAACUUUUAAGAACAUAGAGGAUCUGACAAUUAAUUGUUAUCCGGUGGAUAAAAUAUACCACAUGGGCAAUCUCCGAGAUACCGUAAAAUAUUUAAAAGUGAACAACACGAAGCUCAGAAACAUCGUCGAGUUGGCGAUGUGCGAAGAGGUGCACAAGAACAUCGAGAACGCGAACGACUCUCACGUUUGGUUGGAAGUUACCCACCUGGACCUUAGCGAUAACCGAAUAGAAACUAUAGACGAAGCCAUCAAACUAUUACCGCACAUAGAAUGCCUCACGUUAAACAAUAAUUUACUGUCGGAAAUUUCCAACGUCACCCUGCUACCGAGAUUGUCUCAGUUAUACCUGGCGUCUAACAAUUUCACAACUUUGCCGGAUAAUCUGCAUACGAAAUUAGGCUAUAUCGUCUACAUCGAUCUUUCCCAGAACAAGUUAACUACCCUGGCAAGUUUCUCGAAAUUGUAUUCGUUGGAAGGAUUGGACGUGAGUUGCAAUCGUAUAGAGAAAAUCGAGGAAGUGAAAAACAUCGGGCAUCUUCCUUGCUUGGAAUAUUUAAGAUUGACCGGUAAUCCCGUGUCGACCAUAGUCGAUUAUAGAGUGAAAGUAUUGGAACCGUUUGGAAAGAGAGCCGCGGAUAUUUGCUUAGAUAAUGAGAAACCAAAUCAGAAGGAAUUGGACACAGUUUCCGUUCAUCAAGCGCUACGUAUAGCGAAAGAGGGUAAAUCACCUACGUUCACUGCAUCCGACGCGCCUUUAUUCUCUGCAGAAAUUCCAAGUAUAUAGAAACAGCGUCUAAAUUAUAUUUUUAUCGCAGACAAUAGGUUUCUUAAGUGGAAGAAUACUUUGAUAUGAAUUUAUACAAUCUAUCCAAAUUUUAUCUAUUUCCUUGUCCUUGAAAUGAUAUUGCUCUGAAAAUUUGAUCAGUUUAUAAGAGUAUGAAUGAGCCAGGGUAGCCUUGUAAGUAAAAUUCAAUUGCUACUUGAAACGAUGGACAUUCAAGAUCAACGUGUAAUCUCGCCUUAUAUAGUCUUUUUUAUACGGUAUUUAUUGUCGUGUUGGUGCUUUUUAUCACCUUUUGACACAAACGAUAUCCUAAUCAGUAUAAUGUAUACCAAAAGAAAAUAGUUUAAGCCUAGAUUUGCCUGAUUGGUAUUUAUGGUAGUUACACCCAAAUAUUAGAACAAUUAAUAGACACGGGAUAAUCGUUCUCUGUUCGAGGAUAAUGCGUGCCACCUACAUGUAUAAAAGAAAGAAAAUGAAAAAGAACAAACAAGAUUUGUGAGAUCCUGCUGUGUACAUAAUUACUUUUAAAUUGUACAUUAUGUGUUACCAUCAUAUAUUUUUUAUACGAACACGAGAUGUAAAACAAAUCAAUCAGAUUUGAACGAUGGUGUAUUUAUUUGUAAAUUAUAUCAGGGAGAACUUGAUUUUUAUGCAAGCAACGCAGUGAUUCUCAAAGUUAGCUCGAAUAAAGUCUCAAUUUUAUGUUAUAUUUAUUGAGAAUCACCGCAACUAUGAAUUGUAAAUGAAACUUAUUUAUUGUCGUGCAUUUAUAAAUAUAUAUGUAUGUAUAUGAAAUAAUGCAUGUCGUAUGUUUGUCAAUGGUAUAUAGUGAAAAAUGUGGAUCAAUCAAAUCUCUUAUAUUUUUAUUCAGUGCAAUCAAUUUCGAAUGUCUAUCACCGACAUAUGUUAUUUAUUGGAUAAAUGUUUAAUGCGAUGUUAUUUUGAAGAAUGUAAUCACGUUUCGUGUAUAACGAUUUUAUAGUGAUUUAACUGAAAACUAUUAGUGUAUAUAAGAUGAUGAGAAAUAUUUUGUUAAUAAAGAAUUCUAAAUCAAUAAACUGUGAUAACAUGUAGAAAUGAUUUUUGUUAAUUUUGUUAUUUAUCAUUGACAUUUUGUAGGUCAUUGAAAAAUACCAAGGAAAAACCGAUCUUUUAUAGUUUAUUUUUAUUUAAACUUCCACAUUGUUUCGCAUUACCUUUUUAAACAUACGUAUCUCGACAAUAGUAAAAUAUUCAUAAAUAAUAAUUAUCAUGAUAAUAAUUAUUACAAUAUGCUCACAUACUCUAAGCAUUCACGUGUUAUAGUCUUUUAAUGUAGUACACCUAAAACUAACACAUACAUAAAUUACCGUUUUACAGAAAGGAUAUAUAUUUUUUUUUUAUUCGUAUUUUUCACGAAACAACAUCAAAGGCAAUGCGUGUUUCUGGAAAAAAUUUUUGUCAUGUUUGAAAAAAAGAAAAGUACCGAAGCUGGUCAUACGAAAAAAAAAAGGAAAAUUAUUUAUCAAAUAUCUUUGAUUCUUUACGAUUUUCACGACGUCCAAGCGCCGCUGUUAUGUCUUAAGAUUAUAAUCUUCAUAUAUAUGUGUAUAUAUAUAUAUAUAUUUGUAUAUUUCGUCGACCAUAAAUUCUGGCCAAAACGAUGGUAAAAACACGUGUAUCUCAAAGAAGUAUCAAAGCGACAAAGCUAAUCGAAAAAGAAAAACUCUGCAUAUCAAAUAGUUAUAUAUUAAUUUUUAUACAAAAUUAGGCGUCUCUUAGAACAACCUGCCAGCAUUCGAAUAAACGAUUAAUUUGUGAACUUCAAAAUUCAUUAACCCUUUUCUUAUUCGAUCUAGAUUCUAGAACGUUUAUUCGUUCGUUUCCGCUGGAGUUGAAUUUCUCAAAAAGAAUAAAAGAAUUCUUGUUGUUUUCGAUGUACUUUCUUUUUCAGCAUCUUGUACUAUGCAAAGUCACGAGAAAGAAAAAAUUGGUCGAAAGAAUUCUAAAGAACAUUUCUCUUCGUUGAACGCGCUGUGAACCUAGUCUUUGUUUUUAUUUUUAUUUUACGUCUCAAAUAAUUUCUUUUCAAACAGGAAGCGAUUGAUCAUCGCGAAUUCGGAAGAAAAAGAAAUUGAGAAUAACUAGAAAUUCACAGCGAUAAAGGAUUUAAUAAAAAGAAAAAUAAAGAAUGAACUUACGGGAAUUGAUGGGAAAGAGCAGGAAAGAGCGAUCCGGAGGGCACACGAAUGAUGGAGUAUCGAAGGAGAUUUCAAGGAAAUUGUUCUCGUGUAUUUUGUUGGGAUUU